UUUGCGGAAAACUGAAAGAUGAAUCACAGGAGAGCGUCGGUUUUUUGUCUCUUUGCAGUUUUAGCGUUCAACUCGGUAAACGGAGCACCGUCUUUGCAAUGCACCGCAGAUAUCACAGCUUACCAACUUGGACUCCUCAGCAGCACACCAUGGGCGCUUAAAAUGCUGGACUCGUCAUCUAAGUUGCCACCUGACGGUCUCCUUCAAGGUUCCUUCCUGUUUCAGUUUGGCAACUUUGACGAGUGUCUUUCUGUAAAUGGACCGGUAAACAGCGACAAUAAACCCAGGUUCACUGGAAAAUACUGUCGGGCGCAACUUGGUUUUACGAUUCGUGAUGAUGCGGAUGCGAGGUCUCGCCUUGUUUUCGCCCAAAUGAAACUGGCGCACGACAAAAUCACCAAAGGCAUCAGCUACAAAGACUCCAAUGGUUUCAUUAACGCCGUAUCUCCACAAAGUGGUUUGAUUCCCAACGUGGCGAUUCCUGCUCAGUGGGCCGUUUGCGCUCCGUCGUCCUGCAAUGUCGAAGGUGUCAAACAAGUAGCAGAUUUCAACCUGAAGCAGUUUUUUUCUGUCCUUAAUCUGGCUAUUGACACUACUGUCAUUGAAAACUCUUGCCAUUAUGAGGAUGACGGCAAACAAGACCUGGACACGGGCUCUUGGGCUUUCAUCAUCAUUUUUCUCGUGUUGACAAUCAUUAUGGCAUAUGCUACGAUUUGUGACUACUUUUGGCCUAAAGGACAAGAUUUACACAUUGCUGUGCAGUCAUUUUCUUUGAGAACCAAUUUGCGCAACUUGUUCACGCUGCCAAAAUCUGUUGCGCCUGGCCAACUGGCUUGCCUGCAUGGAAUAAGGGUUGUCAGUACGUGGUGGAUUAUUCUUCUUCAUUGUUACAUGAUUAACGCUUACCUCCCGCACAUCAACGCUGUGAUGGCAUUUGAUAAGUAUCUUCACGAGUGGUCGAUGGCACCUAUUUAUAGCGGAGCGUUGGGAGUGGAUACGUUUUUCUUCUUGAGUGGUUUGCUAACCGUUUACGUUGUUUUGUUGGAUAAGAAGAAAGGUCGCUCAUUUAAUGUUUUCAAAUACAUUUUGUUCAGAUACCUUAGAAUCACUCUUCCGCUGGCAAUGGUAGUGUUCUACCUGUCAACCCUGCACAGGCGAAUGGGAGCUACUCCCAUGUGGGACUUGUUUAUAGAAACUCAAACACAAAGGUGCUCUAACUACUGGUGGGUCACUCUUCUAUACUUCACCAACUUUUACAAACCUAUUGAGACUACGUGCGUUGGACAAGCUUGGUACUUGAUGGUAGAUAUGCAGCUGGCCGUGUUGGCACCGAUCGUUAUUUACCCUUUACUCAUAUGGCCAAAAAUUGGUCUUGGUCUCAUCGGAGUCCUCACUUUGGGUUCUAUGGCCGUGUCUUUCGGGCUCACAUAUGUCUAUAGCCUACCGUGGACAUUGUCUUUCACGGUGGUGCAAGAGUCUACUGGAAACUUCUAUGACCUAAUAUACAAUAACCCGGGCGCCCGAGCAGUGCCUUACUUGUGCGGAAUGGCCCUGGCUUAUGUACUAGCAAAUAAAAUUACAUUCAAGUUGCCGAAAUGGGGUGUGGUGCUUGAGUGGAUUCUAAACUCGGCAGGUUGCUUGGCUAUCAUCUACACCAUCCUCAUCAUUUACGACAGGAACUUUGUAUAUGAUAAUCUUGACGCUGCUUUCUACUCUGCACUUCAUAGACUUGGUUGGUCGGUUGGAUUAAGCUGGGUGGUUUGGGCUUGCGUUAAUGGAUAUGGCGGUCCAGUGAACUCGAUUCUUUCGUGGAAAUAUUUUUUACCUUUGAGCAAACUCAGUUUUUGUGCUUACUUGGUGCAUAUGGACCUUAUGUAUUACCACGUGGCGCUGAUUAGAACCAACACUUACUUUUCAAACUUUGAGAUAGUCUUUGAGUUUUUGGGAAAUUUGAUAAUGAUGAUCCCUUUGACUUUCUGGCUUUACCUGGCCGUAGACGCUCCUUGUCAGUCGAUUAUUAGGGCUGCUUUUGGAAAACCAAAUCGAUUCGUCGCUCCCAUCGUGAAAGGUGACCAAAAUAACAACGAUCAAGAAGAGAAAGAUGAAAAAGUGAAAGAGAACAAUCAUGAAGCAGAACCUGUUGAAGAAAAGAAAGCUGAAGAAUUAGAAGAAAUUAAGAGCAGCUAAAUUUAUACUUUAUUCUUGAAGCUGUGCAUCGUGGUUGAUAUUAAAUAUGAGAUAUAUGUUUCCUUCAAAAUAUAUUUUGUUAUCUUCCUUUUUCUAUUUUAGGUUUCUUAAAAGAAAUAAAAGCAUGCCGAGAAAAUCUCUUCAUUUGUUCACCGA
Cloeon dipterum is the source of this 2343-nucleotide messenger RNA. RefSeq names its product nose resistant to fluoxetine protein 6-like. The transcript is spliced from 12 exons. The record is from RefSeq and is a predicted model, not a curated record. The coding region runs from base 19 to 2187 and encodes 722 amino acids. Gene Ontology annotation, molecular function: acyltransferase activity, transferring groups other than amino-acyl groups. NCBI's taxonomy places the organism in Eukaryota, Metazoa, Arthropoda, Insecta, Ephemeroptera, Baetidae.